AUGUCAGGACUCUCCGGUGUAGUCAGAUCGGAUUUAGAGCUUUCCGAUGAGAUUCUAUCGGUAAUCCCAACGGAUCCUUUCGAGCAGCUGAAACUCGCGAAGAAGAUCACGUCCAUGGCGAUCGCCUCUACGGUGUAUACUUUGGAAGCUGAGGUGGUCGAACUGAGGCAGAAACUCCAGGAGAUGGAGAUGUGUACGCACGAGCUCGAGAGUAAGGCUUAUCGUUACGAGAGAGAUUUCCGAGAAGCUGAUUCAAGGUUGGAGAUUGUCCUCCAUGAUAAUAUGAAUCUGACAAAGGAACGCGAUUCGCUUGUAACCACUGUAACGAAUCUGAAUCGUGAAAUGGCUAAGUUCGAGACCUUCAAGAGGAAACUGGUUCAAUCCCUAAGUAAUGAUGAUGAGAUUGCUCCUCCGCAAACAGAUUCUGUUGAUAUCAAGACAUAUGACCAGUCGGUUCCUGUGUCUUAUCCAGACAAAGACCAAAGGACAAGGUUCCACCAUUCUUACAAUGAAUCCGUGGACAAGACUCAUCAUCCGGUUGAGGAAGUUCCCAUUUACACAGGACCAAAAUUCUCUGUUUCUCCCUGGCUCACUCCACAAACUAAUUCUACUGUAGGAUCUCCCAAGGCAAGAACUUCUGGUUGGUACCCCUCAACAUCAAGCCAACGAUCAUCAGCUGCAAAUUCUCCUCCUCGUGGCCUCCCACUUCAAGCUCCUCGUAUCGAUGGCAAGGAGUUUUUCCGUCAAGUCAGAAGCCGAUUAUCAUAUGAACAAUUUAAAGCCUUUUUGGCUACCAUCAAAGAACUGAAUGCUCAGAGGCAAACCCGAGAGGAAACCCUGAGGAAAGCGGAUGAGAUAUUUGGGACAGAGAACAAAGAUCUAUACAUGUCUUUGCAACGACUUCUCAACAACAACAACAAAAGUUAG
Messenger RNA from Camelina sativa (false flax), 927 nucleotides. RefSeq lists its product as uncharacterized. The record is from RefSeq and is a predicted model, not a curated record. Lineage: Eukaryota; Viridiplantae; Streptophyta; Magnoliopsida; Brassicales; Brassicaceae.